UUAUUAAAUUUAAAUUUUUCUGAAAUUAACUUAAUUCUCAUUAAAUUUAUUGAGUUUAUAUAAUUGUUAUUUGUUUAAGCCAUUACGGCAUCCUAUAGUAUUAAACUGUAGGAACGUUGCUCAAAUUUCCAUCUGCAUUUCGAAGAUUUUACGACAUAUUUUUUGUAUUAGAUGGACGAUACAAAAUUUCUUGACCAAUCAGAUAUGCAGAAUCCUAAUGCAGAAAUAUAUAAUUUUGAUACGUGUAGUAGUUUAGCAUCAACACUAUUACAGCAACAGCUUGAUGAAGUCUUUAUAAAUUCAAAUGAGAUCAAUGAAUACUAUUUUUCAAUGCCAAUGGAAAAUGGGAGAAUUGUGGAUUUAAAUAAUCCACAGACGCCUGAAGACCAAGAAAAUCAUGAAACAUGUACAGCUGGUUCUGUAAAAUCAUCACCAACUGGUAUUAUACCUUGUCAGGAUGAAUUUGGUGGCAGUAAUAAUUUUGAAGUGAUGUUAGAUUCCAGUUUUCAGUCAUACCGUCAAAAAUGGAAUUAUUCCGUGACGCUACAGAAACUUUUUAUUGACAUAAAUAAGGUACUUUUGUUAAAUUUUAAAUGUGAUUUUGACAAGAUUGCCAACAAUACACCAUUAUUUGUACGUGCUAUGCCUAUGUAUAGUUCAGCGGAUUAUCUAAAAGAACCUGUUGAUCGUUGUUUACAACAUUUAUCACCUAUAGAUCAGUUCAACAAAGGUUUUACACAUUUAGAACAUAUUAUACGCUGUGAUAAUGAAAGUACGACCUAUCAUAAAGAUGAAGUUAGUAAGCGUAAAAGUGUCGUUACACUCUUAUCUAGACCUGAACAUGGGUCAGAUAGUACUAGAUUAUCCUAUAGAUUUGUAUGCAAAACUUCUUGUAUCAGUGGAAUGCAACGUCGUCCUAUAAUUGUAAUAUUUACAUUAGAAGAUUACACUGGUCAAGUGCUUGGCCGUCGUGUACUUCCAGUAAAAAUUUGCUCUUGUCCUAAAAGAGACAUGGUUCGUGAAGAAAGAGAUACUCAUUUAAAAAAAAAUACAGUUUUUCGUCGAACUAAGAAGUGCAUUUCUCAAGAAAUUAACCAUAAUCAUAAUCACCAUCAUCAUAGUGAUAGUGACAUCCCACCACCUAAGAUUAUUAAAUUAGAGUCCUCGACAUCAACAGAAAAUAUAACUGAUAAUACAUAUACAUUGCCAAUAAAUUACACAACCAGAACAAAGGAGCACUAUAAAAUAAUAUUAGAAAGUAUGUACUCUGUAAUUACUGGUGUGUCAUCUCUUCAUAAUAUUACAGACACACAACCGUUACUUAAAGACUUGAAGUCUAGGUUAGACAACCUAAAAUGAUUCUGGAUUUUUGAGUAUUCUAUUGUAUAAUAGGCUUAAAACAUUUUUUUAAACCUUAAUUUGUAUUGAUAAAUUAAUUGUUAAGUACUACAUGCAUUGCAA
This is a messenger RNA of Melanaphis sacchari, 1461 nucleotides long. Its product is annotated as cellular tumor antigen p53-like. Gene Ontology annotation, cellular component: nucleus. Bases 172 to 1359 code for a protein of 395 amino acids. Gene Ontology annotation, biological process: regulation of transcription by RNA polymerase II; apoptotic process. Gene Ontology annotation, molecular function: DNA-binding transcription factor activity, RNA polymerase II-specific; RNA polymerase II cis-regulatory region sequence-specific DNA binding. Lineage: Eukaryota; Metazoa; Arthropoda; Insecta; Hemiptera; Aphididae. The transcript has 8 exons. The record is from RefSeq and is a predicted model, not a curated record.